Saccostrea cuccullata (small rock oyster) is the source of this 1091-nucleotide messenger RNA. Its product is annotated as complement C1q-like protein 2. NCBI's taxonomy places the organism in Eukaryota, Metazoa, Mollusca, Bivalvia, Ostreida, Ostreidae. Gene Ontology annotation, molecular function: protein binding. The record is from RefSeq and is a predicted model, not a curated record. The transcript is spliced from 2 exons. The coding region runs from base 480 to 1091 and encodes 203 amino acids.
UAUGCAUUUCUUAUCAAUCACGUAGAAGACAUGACAAUGUGCACGUGGGUUUUUGGCCUUCUCAGUCUUCUUGUCCAUUUCCAAAGCUGUUUUGCUCAGGAUUCCAGUUCAUUUAAUUCCGAUGAAAUUCGCUUGUUGGAUAAAAGAGUCGGUCAGCUGGAGAAAUAUAUUGGAAAAGAACAGUUUAUUUCAGUCAAUUUAGACAGAACAAAUGACGUUUCCUCAAGUACACCCAAGAAAGCCAAAAAUUUUCCUAAUAUUCAGGAGAAUAAAUUUCCUUCAACAAGUCAGGAAAAUUCAGAAAUUAAAAAUUAUGAAGAUCGAAUUCUGAACUUAGAGACGACUGUCCGUGAACUAUCAAAGAUGAUUUCUAGACAAACAAAAGAUAAUCAACGUUUUUAAAGACUUGAAGCAAGGGUUGAGGAGCAAGAUAAAGUCAUUUUUGAUUUAAAAGACAGAUUUCUGAAGAGGAACAUCCUAUGCAAAAGUAUGAAAAUGAAGAAAAGUUUUCUGAAGGCAAAGGAAUAAAAGGAUUUACUUUAUCGGAAAUAGAUGACACUAGAAUGCACGAAAUGAGAAAUGGCCACAUCAAAGAUAACGAAGACAGAAAUACAUAUUCCGAAGGAACCAUCAAUAAAAAGAGAUUGCUUUCCCCUAUUACAACAACCUCUGGCUCACCAGCUUUAUCAAAAAUCGUUGCAUUUUAUGCCUAUAUGUCUCAACAUACGCAGUCAAUAUCUGUUCAAUAUCCUUUGAGAUUCGAUGUCGUGAAAACCAACGUUGGAAACGGAUACCAUUCCCCAACAGGAAUAUUCAUUGUACCUGAAAGUGGUAUCUAUGUCUUUUCUUGGACAAUAAGAAUUUAUGGGGGUAGGCGACACGCUACACAGUUAAUGGUAAAUACAGAUGAAGUAGGAAUAAUUCACACACACCUUGUAGGUGAUUCAGACUUCGAAGGAACAGGAAUUGUCGUGAUACAAGUCAACGCAGGAGAUGACGUCUUUGUGAGGGCACAUGCGUCCUGGAAUGUUGGUGCUAUUCGUAGCGACAUUGCAGGAAGAACAUCAUUUUCGGGAUGGAAACUAUCCUAA